AUGUCACCGACAGACUGGCGAUCCCUCGUCUGGCUGCGCUGCCAGCUGCUGUGCGGCAUGGUCGACGGGCGGCAGCUCCAUGCGGCAGACAACACCAUACCCCCCCUUCUCCCCCACCCCCCUUCCAUCAAUGCUGCUCUGGCAGACAAACUAGAGACGGAUGGCCAGCCAGCCAGCCAGCGAAGGUUGCCAGUGCGUCUGAGAGGUCGGAUGAUGGAUAGCACCCUGCGAGGGCGAAGCGAGGAGGUUGCAUCACGUAACGUACCGCCGCUCUCCGUCGCGCGGCGUCGACUGUGUUCUCGUUUCUCUGGCGUGCCUCUGGGUGCCUGCGAGGCCGAAAUCCGCUUCAAACAGAGUGCGACGCUCGCGCUCUUUAAAUGCCCACGUCUAAAGGCCCUUUUGCGGCUUCACCCAGCGGCUUGUGAGAGCAAACCCGAAGUGCUGCCGCUUUGCCGCAUUAGAUUGCCUCCAUCGGCCCUGCGGCGUCGCGGGCGGCUUUCGACAUGA
Plenodomus lingam JN3 is the source of this 507-nucleotide messenger RNA. NCBI's taxonomy places the organism in Eukaryota, Fungi, Ascomycota, Dothideomycetes, Pleosporales, Leptosphaeriaceae. The record is from RefSeq and is a predicted model, not a curated record.